UGAACAGUACUCAUGCUACAGUAUAUAUGUGAAUUACUGUUUACCGUCUCAAAAGUACUGUUUAUCCGUGACUUUGAUUUUUCGGGUGAGAGGAUCCGUUUUUGAAAGAGGUACACCAUCUCUGGUAAAAUUUCUUGUGGAACUCGUAAUUGCAAACUUGCCUGAAGGCAGCAAGAGAGCGAGCGAAGCGAAGGGCGGGGGAGAAGAGGAGCCGGCAGAAGAAGAGCUGCCAAGAUGCCGUUGGGGAAGUACUACUGCGACUACUGCGAAAAGCAGUUCCAGGACACCGCCGCCGCCCGCAAGCGCCACCUCCAGGGCGCCCAGCACAAGCGCGCCCGUGCCCUCUGGUACGACUCCAUCCGCCACCAUGACCAGCACGGCGGCGCUUCUACCCUCCUCCUGCCCGACGGUACCCUCGCCAAGGGCAUCUGCCACCACUUCGUCCGCACGGGGACAUGCAAGUAUGGGGAUUCAUGUAGAUACAUCCAUCCGAGGUCAGAUGCUGUUAGUCCGGCAUUAGCUGCAUCUGAAUAUAUUGCCGAAUGGGUGCAAUUUGGGGGCUAUUUUGAUAUCUGCAACCCAAUACUCCCUCUGUUUCUUUUUGGCCUGGGCCUGGAGCCAUGGUGCAGCAGCCUAAUCUUCUUGGCAGUCAACCCAAUUUUGGUGGAUACCAGGCACCAGAAAGGAAUUCUUUCUCAGAGCUCCCAGAGCAGUUCUCAAAGUGGAAUCAGUGGGAGCUAUGUCAAACGGCAUUUUGCAGUUUUCAACUCUCAGAGUGAUUCCCUGAAAUGAACUAUAGUUGGGAACAUACUAGGGGGGCACACCUCAUGGGGCAACUUACCGCCGUCGCUGCAACCUCCUCCUGAAGGCGGCUAUCCUUCCCUUCCUUUCGUCGACUGGGGCUGAAGCGUCGUUUCUCUGGAAUUCGUACCGUUUUACAUGCUGUACAUUGACUGUCUAUGCCGAAACUUCAUUCAGGGCAUGCGGUAGAUCGAACAUGCAAUGGGGAUUCCAAUCCCACCUGCAUCCUGUGUGCUAGUGGGUUAUUCUGGCAGUAAGAAUGUUAGAUAUAUAGCUGCCAUCCGUAUACAAGUAAGACUUGUACGUCCGGUGAACACUGAACAGUGCAUCAGGCUUUCACUUGAAAUUGGGCUCCGGCUGUAGGUUCUGUCU
This is a messenger RNA of Phragmites australis (common reed), 1173 nucleotides long. RefSeq names its product zinc finger CCCH domain-containing protein 3. Gene Ontology annotation, cellular component: U12-type spliceosomal complex. The record is from RefSeq and is a predicted model, not a curated record. The transcript is spliced from 7 exons. NCBI's taxonomy places the organism in Eukaryota, Viridiplantae, Streptophyta, Magnoliopsida, Poales, Poaceae. Gene Ontology annotation, molecular function: zinc ion binding; nucleic acid binding. Bases 235 to 792 code for a protein of 185 amino acids.